AAAAGGGCUAAAGAAUCCCAUUUUGCUUGGGCGGGCAAUCAGUAAGACUCUCUCUCGACGCUCUGCAACAAUCUCAUCCCCACUCCAGGAGAAUUGACAUUGGUGGGCUUUCUGGUCAAUUUCAUGUUUGAAGGCUCUUUUUUCAUGUCUUAAUCAAAGAGGAAUUCCUGUUAUGAAUUUAUGGCGUGUUUUCAGUCUUUGAAUUUUCAGACUCAUUCCUUAUGGAGAAGUCUUCAUUGCUUUCAAAGAAACUUCUCAAGGACUCAGAGGGUUGGAAAUAACUUGCCCAGUUUUAAGAAAUUCUAUGUGAUUCGUCCUCCACCCUGUCAAACCAUUAAGGGGUAUUGUAGUUUAUCUUAUACCUUAAACACUUUACCUGGUGCUCGUCAUGCAACUUCUCAUGGGAAUGCAGUGAUUUCUUCAAAAAAGGAACAACUAUUGCACCAAGAGGCAGCUCUUGACACAUCCAACCUUCAAGAAAGAGUGGUGAAUGCUAAUUACUCAAAUAAUAGAGUAAUGCUUAUUGAUGGCACAUCUGUCAUUUACAGGGCUUACUAUAAACUUCUAGCGAAACUGCACCACGGAUAUCUAUCACAUGCUGAUGGCAAUGGAGAUUGGGUUUUAACUAUAUUUACUGCUUUAUCUCUUAUAAUUGAUGUUCUGGAAUUUGUUCCUUCGCAUGUGGCGGUGGUGUUUGACCAUGAUGGAAUUCCAUUUGGUCAUACUUCUAUUUCUUCAAAAGAAAAUGUCAUGGCAAAAGGUUUAAAUUUUCGUCAUACUCUGUACCCUUCAUACAAGAGCAAUCGCCCUCCUACACCCGAUACCAUAGUGCAGGGACUUCAAUAUUUGAAGGCAUCCAUCAAAGCUAUGUCCAUUAAGGUGAUUGAGGUACCUGGGGUAGAAGCUGAUGACGUGAUUGGGACACUGGCUGCAAGGAGUGUUGAUGCAGGGUUUAAGGUUCGAGUCGUCUCCCCAGACAAAGAUUUCUUUCAAAUCCUAUCACCUUCAUUACGUCUACUACGAAUUGCACCUCGUGGCUAUGAGAUGGUUUCAUUUGGACUCGAGGAUUUCUCCAAAAGAUACGGAGAUCUGAAACCUUCCCAGUUUGUUGAUAUGGUCGCUCUUAUGGGUGACAGAUGUGAUAAUAUUCCAGGAGUUGAUGGUAUUGGAAAUGUCCAUGCUGUGCAGUUGAUCAGUAAAUUUGGCACAUUGGAGAAUUUACUGCAGUGUGUUGAUCAAGUUGAAGUGGACCACAUCAGGAAGGCCUUGAAAGGAAAUGCUGAUCAAGCUAUCUUAAGCAAGAACCUGGCAAUGCUGCGAUGUGAUCUUCCAUUCUAUAUGGUACCAUUUGCCACCACAGAUCUCACAUUUAAGAAACCAGAGGACAAUGGUGAGAAAUUCACAAGCCUUUUGACUGCCAUUAGCGCCUAUGCAGAAGGAUUCUCAGCUGACCCAAUAAUCAGAAGAGCUUUCUAUUUGUGGAAGAAGCUUGAAGCAUGCUGAUAUGCAUUUGAGAUUUUAGGCUCUGUACUCAAUUCCAAGUAUGUUUCGAAGGGAGGGCAUAGCUUUGGCAAAGAGGUUAGCAAUUUUCAUUUUGGUUGUAUAGCUCACCUCAUUUAUGGCUGAUUUUAGAACUGAGUGUAUAGAUGCAACUGUGUUAUAUUUAUUUAUUAACAUAUAUAAAAUUGCUAAUAUAUGUUUAAUGACCCUGAAUUUGUAAUAUCUUUUUUGUGGGUCGAAGAACUUAAAAUCUGGUUUGUUUUUUUU
Molecule: messenger RNA, 1767 nt
Organism: Theobroma cacao (cacao)
Lineage: Eukaryota; Viridiplantae; Streptophyta; Magnoliopsida; Malvales; Malvaceae
Product: 5'-3' exonuclease family protein
Biological process (GO): DNA replication, Okazaki fragment processing
Molecular function (GO): 5'-flap endonuclease activity; DNA binding; 5'-3' exonuclease activity
Source: RefSeq, a predicted model, not a curated record